Colletotrichum godetiae is the source of this 2011-nucleotide messenger RNA. RefSeq names its product zinc carboxypeptidase. The record is from RefSeq and is a predicted model, not a curated record. Gene Ontology annotation, molecular function: metallocarboxypeptidase activity; zinc ion binding. NCBI's taxonomy places the organism in Eukaryota, Fungi, Ascomycota, Sordariomycetes, Glomerellales, Glomerellaceae. Gene Ontology annotation, biological process: proteolysis. The coding region runs from base 146 to 1585 and encodes 479 amino acids. The transcript has 2 exons.
GAGCCGAGACAAAGCCAGCAGCUGUGGACAUCAUGGAAACGACUAUGAAAGGAGACCGAAUCCCCCGUCUCCUUAAGCACACUUGGCGACGGGCCGUUCCUCUCGCAUCCUUCGCAUCCUUCCGCUUCCCAUCGUCUCGAUCACCAUGAAGUACUCUCUCAUCGCGUCUCUGAUCCUCCAGAGCACUGUCGUGCUCGGAGAGUUGCUCCCUGUAUACCUGCAGGGACCCACGCCUGAGAGCUUCAGGGACAUUGUUCGCAAUGACACUCUUGACUUUGGUUGCAGGGCAGUUGCCAAGCCCAGUGAGGAUGGAAGCCACUACAAGCUCCACGCUUGGCUCACCGAGGAGCAGAUUGACUAUCUCUCCAAGGAAUACGAGCUUGUGCCCGAGGUCUCUAUCCACAGGAGAGACUUGAGCAAGAGAGCCAACGCACCCAUCGGCACCGGCGACCGCUUCAGCGCGGGAACCAUCUCCCCUGUCGGUCUCGGAACCCAGGCUUCAGGCACCACCAUCUCCAGCAUUAUGAACGUUGCCGAGAUCAAGUCGGCCUGCGACGCCCUCGUCAAGAACUACGGCAUUGGAUCCGUCACCCUGCCUUACAAGACUUUCAACGGCGCCACUGAGUACGCCUACUACGUCGGCGCCGGAACCGACAAGUCAAAGUACCACCUGUACUUCAGCGCCGCCGUCCAUGCCCGCGAACGCGGUGGACCCGACAACAUCAUCUACUGGAUCUCCGAUUUGCUCGCCGCCAACAAGUCUGGCAGCGGCUUGACCUACGGCAAGAAGACCUACACCAACGCCCAGGUCAAGAGCGUCCUCGCCGCCGGUAUCGUCUUCUUCCCACUCGUGAACGCCGAUGGUGUCGCCUACGACCAGUCUUCCGGCUCUCUCUGGCGCAAGAACAGGAACACCAAGUCCGGCUCCAGCGGCAGCUCCAUCGGUGUUGACAUCAACCGCAACUUUGACUUCCUCUGGAACUUCAAGAAGUACUUUGACUCCUCCGAGGCGCCCGCCUCCACCUCACCCAGCUCUGAGGUGUUCUACGGCACCGCCGCCGAGUCCGAGCCCGAGACCAAGAACCUCGUCUCCGUUUACGACUCCUUCCCCAAGAUCCGCUGGUUUAUGGACAUCCACUCCGCCGUCGGCGACCUCCUCUACAGCUGGGGUGACGACGACGACCAGACCACCACCACUACCAUGAACUUCCUCAACUCCGCCUACGACGGCAAGCGCGGCCCCGUCGGCGACUCCGCUUACAAGGAAUACAUCCCCUCCACCGAUCUCAGCAACAUCAGAACCGUCGGUACAGCCAUGGUCAACGCCAUGAAGGCUGUCGGCGGCCGUGCCUACACCUCUAUCCAGGCCGUUGGGUUGUACCCCACGUCCGGUGCCAGUGACGACUACUCCUUCUCCCGCUUCUGGGCCAAGCCCGGUGUUAACAAGGUCUACGGUUACACCUUGGAGUUCGGCCCCUCUGGUAACUUCUACCCGACCUCAGCUGAGUUCAACACCAACAUUCUGGACACAAACGCUGGCUUCAUGGAUUACUCGCUGGCUGCCAUUAGCGUUGGUCUUGAGUAGAUGAUGUGAUGAUCAUCAUGGAAUUCUUCUUGUACAUAUUUUAAACACCAUGAUGUUGAGGCACAGGGGGUGCACGCACAUACUGCAUGAAAGCUGUUGUCUAUGAUUAUUACGCACUUUAACGACUUGUAAGUCAUGACCAUGAAUAUUCUUGCUUUGAGAACUGAGAUACGAGCGUCCGGACCGAGAAAACAACGGCCAAUGUGACGUGUUGCUUUUGCAGAAUGUGGAUGAGUCAAUCAAAGCCGUGGAAACAGUCAGCAUGCGUUGAUUGUCCACAUAGUCUGCUGACCUCUUAAUUCUUGGAAGGUGAGAUGGCCAGCCUCUCGAACAGAAGUUUCCGUACACCAAAAGCUGGAAAGAUUCACUUCAUUAGCUGCUUACUGAAUGUAUCGUAGAACCCUGGAAAUUGUGUGCUUUGUGAAU